GAUGUGCGGUGGUUUCUUGAAUUGCUCGGUCCGCCACUAGCAAGGCACAGGAAGAUGUGAACGCGCACCUGUUUUAGCGGCAUUACGGUAGAGCAAACUGUCCCUCAACCAACAUACAACCCGAGUAAUUCAACACUGAUUUAUCUGCGAACGAGCGAACGACAGACGGGAUGCCAAAAACUGCAUCGAGUAUCGUCAUUGGGACUUGUGGAGUGGUUAGGAUCUGAAUAACAGCGAGAUACCAGGAUCAAAACACAGUAAGCAGAGGCCACGAACAGCCCGAAAAGCUGCUUGCUUUCUCUCGAUCAACUUCCCUGAGGGCUGCGCAUGCAGCCAGUGUGUGAGUGGCACACUAGCUAGUAUUGUUCUGACUUCACUACAGUACCCACUCCUAGAGAGAGAGGACGCACAACAAAAGGGAAAGAAAGGAAGGAAAGGAAGGACGGACUUAACUAACGAAGACGGUUGUCGUUGAAAGUAAUGGUCCUGCGAUACCAAUCUUAGAUCCCAAGAUUUCUCUCUUUUUGGUCUGUUGCUUUGCGUCUUUGUCGCUGUGAGUGGACUCGCCGGGGGUGUUGCGCCGAGCUGAAGCGGGGCUGUCCACAUGGUCCAGCCACUGGUGUGAAAGUUGACUUCUUCAGAAAACAAGAACAGGUGCCACGUGAUGAUGGUGGAAUCAGCCUCUGAGACCAUUCGAACUACGCCCUCCAAUCAGAAUGGAGUCAGCAGCCUCAGCAGCCAAUCGGAUGGCGGGGGAGGGAGAGAAGGCGGGUCCAACGGUGACACCAACGGAGAGAUCAGCCCAGUCGACCUGCUGCACCUCCAGCAGCAACAGGCCCUCCAGGCAGCCAGACAGUUCCUCCUCCAACAAGCCUCGGGACUCAACUCCCCCAGCAGCAAUGAGGUCAAACAGAACCCUGUGCAGGUGCCGGUGUCCAUGGCGAUGAUGACCCCCCAGAUGAUUACUCCGCAACAGAUGCAACAGAUCCUGUCCCCCCCCCAGCUACAGGCUCUACUACAACAACAGCAGGCCCUCAUGCUUCAGCAGCUACAGGAGUACUAUAAGAAGCAGCAGGAGCAGCUUCAUCUCCAGCUUCUGACUCAGCAGCAGCAGGCUGGGAAACAGGCAGCCAAAGAGGUGAGACUGCAGCAGAUGGGGAACAAGCAGUUGGCCUUCCAACAGCAGCUCAUCCAGAUGCAGCAGCUUCAGCAGCAACACAUCCUCAACCUGCAGAGACAAGGCCUGGUCUCCCUGCAGCCCACUAACCCCAUGCAGAGCCUUCAGCAAGUCCCAGUUCUGCUCGGCCUGGGUCACCCGGGUUCUAACGCCCCCCCCAUCCCUUCCCGUUCAGCCAUGGGUCCCGGUGACCUGCAGCAGCUGUGGAAGGAGGUGUCGGGGGUACAGUCUGCAGAAGACGCCCUGAAACAGCAACAGACGGGAGAAGGUCUGGACCUCAGCACCAACUCUACCUCAUCGUCCUUCCCCAAAGCAAACACACACAGCAACCUGCACAGCAACCUGCACAACAACCUACACAACGGACAGAGUCAUCACACCCCAAAGAGAGACAGGUACAGAGAAAGAGCAAGACUCUUUGAAUGGAUCUCCUCCUUCAGCAAGGCAGACCUUGGAGACGAACACCUCACGCCUUACUCCAAAGGCGGCCCACUAUCUAGCAGCCACCAUGAGGAGCACGCUGGUUCCCACCCGCUCUAUGGACACGGGGAGUGUAAAUGGCCAGGGUGUGAGGCGCUGUGUGAGGACAUGGGACAGUUCAUCAAACAUCUGAAUAAUGAACAUGCUCUGGAUGACCGCAGCACAGCCCAGUGCCGGGUGCAGAUGCAGGUGGUCCAACAGCUGGAGAUACAGCUGGCCAAGGAGAGCGAGAGACUGCAGGCCAUGAUGACCCACCUGCACAUGCGUCCAUCGGAGCCAAAGCCUUUCAACCAACCUCUGAACCUGGCGUCCAGUGGCUCCCUGCUGAAGAGGGAGAGCGAGGCGUACCCCGAGGGUCUCCCUCACCCCCCCACCUCCGCGGCGGCCCCCAUCACCCCGCUCCGGCAGGGGCCGUCUGUCAUUAGCUCAUCCAGCCUACACUCGCACCCGCACGGCGUGGGACCCAUACGCAGGCGCAACGCUGACAAGUUCUGCACCCCAAUCGCCUCAGGUAUACGAGAGGAGCUGGCACAGAACUGUGAGUUCUAUAAGAACGCUGAUGUCAGACCACCCUUCACCUAUGCCUCUCUCAUACGCCAUGCCAUCCUGGAGGCUCCAGACAGGCAGCUGACUCUUAAUGAGAUCUAUAACUGGUUCACCAGAAUGUUUGCCUACUUCAGGAGAAACACAGCCACGUGGAAGAAUGCUGUCCGCCACAACCUGAGUCUGCAUAAGUGUUUUGUGAGGGUGGAGAACGUGAAGGGGGCCGUGUGGACUGUGGACGAAGUUGAAUACCAAAAGAGGAGACCACCAAAGAUGACAGGGAGUCCUACUCUGGUGAAGAACAUGAUUUCAGGCCUGGGCUUUGGUUCCCUAAAUGCCAGCUACCAGGCGGCCCUUGCAGAAAGCAGUCUGACCCUGCUGAACAGCCAGGGCCUGGUUAACCCCUCAUCUGCUGCCAGUCUCAACAUGCUACACGGGAUGGGUCACGAUGACGUCAGCUCCACGGUGGAACAGGUCAACAGCAACGGCAGCUGCAGCCCCACACUCAGCCCACAGCAGUACGGACACCAGGUCCAUGUGAAGGAGGAGCCAACCGAGGUCCAGGAUGACAGCCGCUCCGUGUCGCUCAUGGCAACUGUCACACAGAACAUGGCUAUGCCUAGCGAUCGUGACGACCACGACUUGGAUGAUGACCUUCCGACAGAGGAGCUGGAGUAAGACAGGAAGAGCUGAACCAGUGGAAGGGACUCUGAGGUUUAAUUCCGCCCUCUCCAUUGGAGUGAAGAGAAAUGAAUACCACGUACAAAGAAGAUAAGAGAUAAAAAAGAGAAUGUUUUUUUUAAGCAAGAAACCAACAACAACAUUGACAACUUCAAACAGGGUUAGACCUUCAUUCCGUACUGACGCAAAAAUGACACUCUGGAACAUUGCUUACUUGCCCCAGGCUUUGACCCGCCCCUCCUCCUCGACCCUAUGAACAGCAGGUUGCCAUAGAGCCAUCUCUCAGCGGUGAGGGAGGGUCCUCUCUCCUCUGCAACCUGCUGAUUGGACGGACGGCCUACUGUCUUUAAGUUCCGGCAGUUUAAUUUUCACACCACUUCUAGUACACAUCCAGCUGUGAGGAAACGUACACACACCAGAUCAUGUGUAUAUAUUUUUUGGAGCAAUCACCAUGAGGUGUAUACCUCCCCCCUCCUGUCCUAUCGGUUGCUUUUCAUUUUCUUUGUUUUGCCUGAAAGAACUGCUGGGCUUUGAGAUGAAAGGAAUGACCGUGGUGGUUUUCUCCACUAUUACGCUACAACGGCUAACACAUCAGAAACCAAGCAUACAAGCCAGCCACUGAUCCCUUGGUGAGACAGAGACUGGACGGCAGGAUUCUGCCCUGUGCCCACUCUCUGCCCACUCUCUGCCCACUCUCUGCCCAAGCUCGACAAGACUCUGUUUACUGGUUAUUCCAAUUAAAAAAGGAGAUUGUCAUACCUUUAAAAAAAAUUACAAAGCUUUCAGGAAAAGGACCCUUUGGUGCUGCACUCCUCCUUCGUGCGUGGUAGAGUGAAAGGCACAGGCCACCCUGUGAGAGACAGAGGGGAAGGAGAGGGAGUAUCCACACACAGGUAUCUGACUAAAAUUGUUUAUGAUUACAGAAUUAAAAAAAAAAUAUGAUAUCCAAAAGUGGUAGCUUUUUCACUUCCUUUUUUAUUCUUUUUGUUUUAUUAAUAUUUCCAUGGCGAUAUGAUUCCAUUUCAAAGUGUGUUUUGUAAAAAUGCAUUAUUUCUUCUUUUUUUGUGUCUUUUAUUUAAUUUGUUUUAAUCUGCUUGUUCACACCAUUCCAAACUCGUAUUGCCUGCAACGAAAGAGUAUUGUCCCCAGAAGACUGAUGCCACACCUCCCUGGUUACCUUUCUUUGUGUCUGGGUGUUCCAGUUUAGAUAACAGGAGAUUGAGAAUAGCACUUAGUAUUGAGGGCCCACUGCUCCUGUAACACUCACCUACAGUAUUAUGCCCACAUUGUAUCAUCCAGUUUUGACUUUCUUUUUAACUCACUUUCAUACCUUGUUAUUUUACCUUCUCGUAGUUAGUUGAGAAACAUCAGCUGUGAUACAAAGCAAUGCUUUAAAAAAAGAUAUUAUUGCAGUCAGAGAAUACCUCAUCCCACAAAGGUUUUGCUUGGAACUGUGUCCAAAAUGGUCAAGAAAUUGUGGGGAAUUCUUUCUGCGGAAUAUGAUGAACAUGGCAACUCUGCUCAGUUUCACUUCAAAGUUCUAUUGUUACUAUAGUCACUGUAUAGAAGCUAUCUACAAUUCACUGUGUGAGUUGGACUCAAAGGAAUAGCAUGUCUAGAUUUAAAAUAUGUUGUUUUCAGUGAGCAUAAAAGCAUUACCUACUCUACAGUGCCAUACCAAAUUUAAACAAAUUAUUUUAAUGUAUUUUCUGCUUUUUCUCCCAUUUUAUUUUUGUUACAGGUAACCAAAGAAAUGUUUAGAAAACCAAAAACCCUGUAGUUUAUUUUACCCCUUUUGAGUUUAUCCUCUAAAGAACUGUCCAAAACACAACAAACACCUGAAAUUUAAAUUAUUAUUGUAUUGUAUCGUAACUCUUACGUUGAAUUUGUUCAUGACAGUACUGACCAUUCCAAAAACCAAAGUAUAUAAUGCAAAAUAGAAUUUGGGGAUGUUAAAAGCUUUUUACUUGUGUUAACUGGUGCCAAUGACAACUCACAUUAGGUAUGCUACGGUAGAAGGCCAAAACCAAUAUAAACCAACAAGCUCUUUCAGUUCCUUAGAUAAAAAAGAAAGCACUUAAAAUAUGAAACUCUAUCUCUCCAUGCUCAGGCUACCUGUGUUUCAAACACAAACAUAAGACAGGCUCCGCAAUAGGCAAGCCUGAAAGGGGAUAGCAAAUAAUGAUUGUUCCCUCAUAAGGCACUUGAACAUUUAUAUACCUGUAUGUGACACUACAAGCCAGCAAAAAAGCAAAACUCUGUGCUGUUGUCAGUUAUACCGGGGAAAAAAUGGGAUACCGGGCAAAUAAAGUAAAUUCUUUAUUGCACUGCAAAAAUGCAUAUUUUGGAUUAUUUUCCUCAACCAAAACACACAUUGUGAAAUAUAAGGAACAUUACUAAAUUAGUGUAAACAUCCCUUCAUGCAAUGCAGGAGAAUGUUAUUUUUUUACCUGGAUGCCAGUUUGCUUGAAUAGUGAAUGGUUUUCUUACUGUCCCUUCUCUACUUCUCACCCACAGUAUACUCUAGCAAACAGAACAGUUUAACAAAUACCAAAAAGGGCAGGUGUUAUAAUACAUAGGAAUACAAUGAUUUUACCUAGCUCUAUGUCAUCAUGCUCUCACGUAGCUUUUCACUCAUAUUCCCACAGUCUCAGUAGGUUUCAUAAAGACGGAUCUCAUCCCAAACGUCACAUCAAUGGAUAGGCAGGGAGGAUUAUUGAGAACAGACUUACCAGAAUGACCACUUGUGAUUACUUAUUUAUAGCAAAGAGGGUACAACUGACAAACAACAAAAACAUACCAAUGUGAAAGGAACACACCAAGGGACAUGUCAACAUCUGUAUUUUUUCUAAAGCAUUUGAGGAACGGUUUUGUCAAGUCAACUAUUGCACUUCACACCAUUUUCUUUCUUUUUUGAAUAGAGGAGGAGUCUUUGUAUUGACUUCUGGUGUCAAAGAGCCCUCUUUCCUGUCUACGUAGGGUUUUAAUGCUACAGGUCACCUGACUGAUUUAUUACAAACGAAGUGUAAGAGGAACACCUUGAAACGAGAGUUAAAACCAAAAAUAACACUACCUCCUUUUCAAAAUGGUUCAUAAUAAAAGCCACUGGAGACCCGAAAUAUUUUCUUUUUUUAUUCUUCGUCAAUAAUACGGAAAUAUACCAAAACUCUGCUUACUGUUUGAAAAAAAAUUGGUGGAGCUCAAAAAGCUUUGUCUGGCUAUCUGGACUCCAAAUUCACGAGCGUUAGUGCAAAAACAAAGAGACUUUAUAACCACGUUCCAUUCUGUUAAAGAUGACUGACUACCUCUCCUAAAACCACAGACAACCGGUGCAUUCUCCUAAGAGUGAACAGUGAAGUGGUCACCAUGUUUAAAAGGUCUGCUCUCAGUGUGUAUUAUUGCCCAUUAGCAUAUGGCUCCGUGAACAGCCUCUUAAUUGCAUGCACGCAUAUUGAUGAGCAUGCUUUGCCGGCACCCAAUGAUAGUCCGGUCGUUAGCGGCGACUCAAUGGGGCAGGAAGCUAGUUGUCAGGAGUGAUGAUAGGCAGAAUAUAUCAGUGCCCAGCACAUACACACACACACACAAACUAGUGCCCACCAGACGCCAGUGGCUCACAUUUCACAUUAAUGCAGAGAACAGCUUUAAGAUUUCUGUGAUAAAGAAAACACACCCACACACACUCUCCCAGUCUGUAGUCAUUGUGCUCUCCAAAGGGCCUUGAGUAUCAUUCAGAAAGCAUCAGAGAUGGGAAUAAUAGCCCUGUGACAAGGAGCUGGCCCCUAAUGGUGAGUAGUGGCCCCUGUCAGUAGGAGCAAGACCUCUGAUGGCCCCUCCUGGCUCCUUGGUUUAGACAGCUGAAGCUCUGAGUAACUAAAAAUACUAUCCAAAGACUAGCACAGAGCUCACUGUAGAGCCUCACUCACUGGGAGACAGACAAUAGUCACACACGCAAAGGAAUUUAUUAUUAUUACUACUAUAAUUAUUGUUAUGAUCCAAACUCUCACGAAAGAGGAACUGCUGCAUUCAGUAAAUAAAUGAUCUUGGAAGUCUCGUGCUUUAAGGUACACCUGUAAACCAAGCUGUUUUCUAAAGAUGUAGAUUGACAUUUGUCGAUGGUGUGUUAACAGAUCGCCAUAGACGCUUCUGUUCCUUCUCUGGCUUUGCUGUUAUGUUGUAUUAUUGUAUAUUAACGCUUGGCUUAGCUCUCCAGGGCAUUCUUUCCCAUUAAGUCUUUUUAUUUUCUGUUUUGUUAAUUUUCUGCACCUGUUUAGCUAUUGUAAAGCUUCCAGCUUGGAUUCCUAUACUGUAUUGCUAAUGCUGAAGUGUAUGUAUUUAUCUGCAGGUAUCUUGGUUUAAUAGUUUUUUCCUUUAUUCAGUUUUCUUCAUAAAACGUCUGGGACGAUGAUUUUUUAAAUGUAUCUCAAAAAAAUUAAAGAAUUAAAGUUAGAUAAGUGGUUUAGGUAACACCUGUUUGUAUAUUUAUCUUAGCUAGGUCUAUUUUGAUACUUUUUGUCUCUGUACUGCAUUUAUGCAUUUUUAAGGAAAGAAAAAGAAAAACAACAGAAAACAAACUCAAAAGUUGACAUCAUUAUGUAUUGAUGAUACCUCAGAAGGACUUUUCUCUAAGACAGGACCAAAACCUCAGAAAAACAGAGAAAUAGGAAAAAGAUAGCCCCUUUUAAUGGCAGAACAAUGGAAAGAUGGUGUUGUUGGUCCUUUAGGUGCCAAUAUGUGUCCUCUGACAAUUAUUCCUCUGAUGACCUUUAACCCUCAAAGCUGUCAAUCACUCCACAGGGCAAGUGUGCGUGGCUCUGAGUCAAAAAUCUUUACGUCAGAGUCCUUGUUUUCUUUAGUAACCACAUACACAAUCUACAGGCCAUCAGAGAUUUAGUUCAUUCUCAAUCAUGCACCAAAGGUAGGCACUGCUCUUAAGCAACAAGGUCAAUGUCUUAUAUUUCAGAAAUGUCAUCUACCACCAAGCUGUUUCCCUUACCUCAAACAAUUCUUAACGUUGGCCACUGCUUUCAUCUCUCAGACUCCAGGGACUUACUUGGCCCCGCAUCUGCUCUAUGAUUGGACAGCUCUGAGGUGUCAUGUUGAGGAAAAGGGGACUAAAAAGGGGAGUUGCCCGAUGGUAUUAACUUCACAGCCAAACAAAUGUAAUUACCACUUCAGCACUCCUCUGGUUGUAUGAUAAGAAUGUGUGUACAUUUUCAGCAGUGACUUUCUGUAACGUUACUUAGUUUCAGUUUACUUGUUUACCUCUUAUCUUUUUAUUUCCUUCUGUUCGUUUAUUUUUCAAAGUGUGACCCAGGCGAAGGGGCACAGUUGUGUUUUUUGAGAUGGUCUAAAAGAGGCUUAAAAAAGGUGACUUUGCCAUGAGACCUUUGCCCUUUCCCCCCUUCCCUGGGUGGCCAUGUAAUGCCAGUCACUGCCCUUUUCCUCAUGCUGUAUAAAACACACACAUAUAUCUGUGUAUUUGUAACCUGAAUCUUCUUGUGUCUGUCCAUGCAGACAAUAAAACAAACUGUACAGUAGGUCUAGUUGCAUGUAAUCUGUACUAAUUAUUGACAACGGCAUUAUAAAAUGCAAUAAAAUACUUAUUACACUGUC
Messenger RNA from Esox lucius (northern pike), 8494 nucleotides. RefSeq names its product forkhead box P4 (gene foxp4). The transcript has 18 exons. The record is from RefSeq and is a predicted model, not a curated record. Gene Ontology annotation, molecular function: RNA polymerase II cis-regulatory region sequence-specific DNA binding; DNA-binding transcription repressor activity, RNA polymerase II-specific. Gene Ontology annotation, cellular component: nucleus. Lineage: Eukaryota; Metazoa; Chordata; Actinopteri; Esociformes; Esocidae. The coding region runs from base 665 to 2878 and encodes 737 amino acids. Gene Ontology annotation, biological process: regulation of transcription by RNA polymerase II.